This is a messenger RNA of Colletotrichum lupini, 510 nucleotides long. RefSeq lists its product as uncharacterized. The record is from RefSeq and is a predicted model, not a curated record. The transcript has 2 exons. NCBI's taxonomy places the organism in Eukaryota, Fungi, Ascomycota, Sordariomycetes, Glomerellales, Glomerellaceae. The coding region runs from base 1 to 510 and encodes 169 amino acids.
AUGCCACGUGAUGUUCGGAGGAUGGCCCGCCUCCACGAGUCCCUCCCGUCUGCUCUUGUCUGUUCUGGUCCGAAUCCCGGCCGGGAUGUAUUGCAGGGUAGGCGAUCUAUCGACUUUGCGGCAAGACACAAGCAAUCUCUCGUAUGUCGUGGGAAAAGAUUCAGUAACCGUAAAUCUGCAAGGGACUUUCCAUCUCCCCGAACCGUCCAACCAACAAUUUCCGAAAGGCCAAAACCCGAAAUACCACUGUAUUCGUGGCGGCCGCAGCCAGAUCUCGAUGCGGACGAGACCCAGGACCCUGACAUCAGCAAGCAUGGCCAUUCACCACGCUUCAUCCAUGCCGACAAGUACCGCGACUUCGCGAGUACCGCUGGGCGGACGCCUCUGUCUCUCAUCAGGGAAACUGGAGGCAACAAUGUGUGCCUGUGGCCCGUAUUCCCACACAAAACUGCGUUUUUUCCUCCCACCUCGAUGCUUGAGUCGGACGAAGAUGAGCCUUCUGGAAAGUGA